AUGGCUUUAACUGAGCAAGAUAAUAUCUCCAUCGCAGAAAUUGUUAUUUAUAUACCAGCACUAUUCAUUGCAAUAUGGCUUUCUAUACGCCACGGGUUUGGUCGUAACUCAGGAUGGCUCUAUUUGAUUAUCUUCUCGUUAGCUCGCAUCAUCGGAGCAGCAAUGCAACUGGCCACUAUACCGGAUCCUACCAACCUUAGUCUUCGCGUCGGAGCGGCAACUUUGCAAAAUAUUGGCCUAUCGCCUUUAAUCAUGGUCCAACUGGCCCUAAUUGGACGAGCUGCUGGAAGUAUCCGAAAGUCGACAACAUGUUUCGUGACCGAGAAACGAGUCCGCCUCAUCCAGCUUCUUGUCCUUGUGGGUUUGAUCCUAGGCGCAGUCGGUGGCAGUCAAUCCGGACAGAGCCUUGCCGACACAGGAAAAUACACCGUCUCGAGUCUCUCUCAGGCCGGUACGGGCCUGAUGAUUGCCGCGUACGUCUUGCUGGCCUUUUCCACUGUUCUCGUCGCAAUGCAGAUGUCUCAUAUGGAACCGGGAGAGAAGCGGUUAGUUUUGGCCGUAGGCGUCUCUCUCCCUUUUAUCCUCGUUCGAUUAGCCUACUCGGCAGAAUCUUUGUAUGGACACAAUCCGGCCUUUAACCAAGUGACGGGCAACAUCAACAUUCAGCUUGGAAUGUCUGUCAUCAUGGAGAUGAUCGUCGUUACCAUUGUUGAGAGUAUUGGAAUGACUUUGAAUAAGAUCACAAAAAUUGCAGCUCAGCAGACAGAAGCCGAUUACGAAAUGUUAAUCAUAGUCACCGGUCUCCCUACGUCUGGUAAAACUACACGCGCGAAACAACUAUAUAACUACCUCUCCGACCGCAUUGGGGACUCAUCUGCACCCGCUACGGCUAAAUAUCGACUACACCUAAUCUCAGAUCAGAAACUAUCUAUUUCGCGUUCCGUGUACGAUCUAUCAGCGACGCCGGCGCAUACAAGAUCCGCUAAUGCAUCUGAGAAGGAUGCCCGUGCUACCAUCUAUGGUGCCACGAAGCGCGCGCUAAGCGAUCGCGAUAUCGUCAUUCUCGACGGACUCAACUACAUAAAGGGCUGGCGAUAUCAACUAUUCUGCGAGUCCAAAGCUGUGCGCACGCCUAGCUGCGUCCUACAAAUCGGCUGUACGAGGGAGAAGGCUAAGGAGGUCAACGAUGAAAGAUUGCGGCGGCGGAACGAAGACGUCGACGUUGCCAAGGAUACAGGGGAAAAGAGUAACGAAGAGCAAGAAGAUGAAGAGGGCCCUUACGAACAGGAAAACUGGGAGAAUCUCGUGUUCCGUUAUGAGGAACCGAAUCCUAUGACGAGGUGGGACAGUCCACUAUUCACGCUUAUCUGGGAAGACGGCGAGGAGCAGACGAAACAGGUUUUUGACAGCUUGUGGGAUGCUAUUGCAGGAGAAGCGCGGAAACUGGUACGGCCUAAUCAGGCAACUGUGCAGCGGACCAGAGAGACGGGCGGAGAUUACUUAUACGUUCUCGACCGAGAGACGCAGGAGAUUGUCAAGAGGAUCCUAGACCAGCAAAGCGAUGAUGGCGGGGAUGAAAUAAAGGUCCCCCGGAGUAGCGGUAACAAUGGCGAGGAGUUAGUUGUGGAACUGCCAGCUGGAAAGAAAGUAGGCCUACCUCAGUUGCAGCGGUUACGGAGGGCGUACAUGGGGUUGCAUAGAGGUGGUAUUGGCCUCGAGGGAGUUGGAAAUCUGGGACCGGAGAGGAUACGAGAGACUUUUGUGAGAUAUCUUAACGAUGCUUUUGAAAAAGAUGGUUGA
This is a messenger RNA of Daldinia childiae, 1800 nucleotides long. RefSeq names its product Protein kti12. The record is from RefSeq and is a predicted model, not a curated record. Bases 1 to 1800 code for a protein of 599 amino acids. The transcript is spliced from 2 exons. Lineage: Eukaryota; Fungi; Ascomycota; Sordariomycetes; Xylariales; Hypoxylaceae.